Molecule: messenger RNA, 569 nt
Organism: Drosophila willistoni
Lineage: Eukaryota; Metazoa; Arthropoda; Insecta; Diptera; Drosophilidae
Exons: 3
Coding region: 53-511 (152 amino acids)
Source: RefSeq, a predicted model, not a curated record
UUUUCAUUGGGAGUUCAUCUAGCUGGGACAUUAGAAAGUAAACUAAAGAAAUAUGUGGAAGAAAGUGAUUUUAGUCGCGGUGCUUGUUGCCUUUAUCAGUGUGCAGUUUGCCGACUCCUUGAUCUGCUACAGUUGCAAUUCACCUGACUCCUGUCGCAGUCCUUCGAGUCAUGUGUGCUCCAAUACAACUGCAAAUGCUAGCAGUACGUUUUUGAAAACGAUUCACUCCAAUGUACCGGAAAUUGCAGGAAGUAGCUAUUUUCUCUGUUCCAAUCUUGUUUACACUCAUAGUGAGAAUCAAAGUCAAGCGGCUGCCUUCCAGGGCUGUGUUCAUCCCAAUGCAACGGUUUGCAAUUUAACUUUGAAUGCCACAAAUAGCAAUAACUGGAACAGAACUUGUUCUACUUGUUUCGAUAAAGAUUAUUGCAAUCCUGCUGGCACUUUUAGUGGGAGUUUCUAUACAAUAGUUGGUUCAGUUUUGGCCCUACUGAUGGCCAAGCUAGUGUAUUAAACACCAGAUAUGAAAAAAUUGAUCUAAAACUAAAUUAAUUGUAAAUAAUAAUAAAAUA